This is a messenger RNA of Nicotiana tabacum (common tobacco), 810 nucleotides long. NCBI's taxonomy places the organism in Eukaryota, Viridiplantae, Streptophyta, Magnoliopsida, Solanales, Solanaceae. The record is from RefSeq and is a predicted model, not a curated record.
AUGGAUCUGGAAGAGAUUGCAAAAAAUGAAGAGAUUUCAUGGAGACAGAAAUCCAGGGUACAGUGGCUGAAACAAGGGGACAGAAACACCAAAUUCUUCCGUAGGGUGGCCAAUGCAAACAUGAGGUUUAACACCGUUGACAGACUCAACAUCAAUGGUACACAGAUGGAGGAUUUGAAUACAAUCAAGGCCGAGAUCCUAUCCUUUUAUCAGCAGCUAUACAAAGAGCCAGAGGAAUGGAGGCCAGAUUUCAACUAUCCACAUGCCUCUAAGAUCAAUGAAUCUGAGGUGCAGUGGUUACAAAGAGAGUUCGACGAACAGGAAAUUUUGGAGGGCCUUAGAGCAUGUGCAGCAGAUAAGGCCCCUGGUCCAGAUGGAUACACUAUGGGUUUCUUCCUCCAUUGUUGGGAGUUAGUGGGGGCAGGAGACUUGAAGGAUUACAUGCCAAUAAGCUUAAUAGGGAGUCUUUAUAAGAUUAUCUCUAAGGUCCUGACAGAGAGAUUGAAGAAGGUGAUUUAUAAGCUGGUGGAUGAGCAACAAAUGGCUUUUAUUAAAGGCAGACAAAUUAUGGAUGCAUCUCUAAUAGCUAAUGAAUGUGUGGACUCCACAAUCAAAGAGAAGAUCCCUGGCAUAUUGUGCAAACUAGACAUUGAAAAGGCUUUUGAUCACAUCAAUUGGAGUUUUCUUCUGAAGCUGCUCAAAGAUUUGGGCUUCGGAAUCAAGUGGAUCCAAUUUUGUAUUACAAAUGUCAGAUUCUCCAUCCUUAUCAAUGGAUCUCCCGAAGGAUUUUUCCCAUCUCAGAGGGGUUAA